CCAGCCACUGACUUCUAUUUCUUGAGAAAAUUGGUAACAGGCUUGAUUUUUCCCUUCCUUUUCUAGUUAAAGAACUGAUUUUAGGACCUAGAACCCUCCCUUUGAAGUAGGAAUUUCCAGAUCUGCCCUGCUCUUCCUCCCCUAUCCGCCGGUGUUGCUAGGUACGAAUUUCUGGGCAUUUCUCUGGUAAGAUUCAGCCAUGAAUCCCUCUCUUUAGCCUUGAUUCAAGUUGGGUUACUCUAAUUUCCUUUUUUUUCCUUCAAUUUUGUGUGUGUUCUCUCCAAUUCUCGCUAGCCCUCCACACCGCCAGCUCCGGUUUCAGCUUGCUGGAAUUUUCUGGUGCUGUUGUGGCUUAGAGCUCUGGGGUCGAGUUUCCUGUUUUAUGCGAAGUGAGGUAGUAUGACACGAGACACAGAAAUCAAGGGGAGUGACGUGGUAGAUGGCUAGCCACUUGAGAUUUGACAUAGAUUCUAGAUAUAUAUACCAUGCUCUUGUAAGUUAGAUUUUAAUUGGAAAUUUUAUGGUAUCAAAACUGAUUUUGUUGAGUAAGUUUCGAGCCUUGUGCACUUGUGAGACCCGUCUCACAAGUGUACGGCGUCUAUUACGCCCUUGGAUUUGGGUUCUGGGGCGUGACACUUUCACCGCUCUCCUCAAGACUUUGCUCAACCUUAUGACGCCUUUCAGACGUGCUUGCUGGCUGCCCCCUUGCUUUCUUUACAACUCUUUUAGUCCUCACCAUUUUGGGGGAUCAUGCAUGAAUCUUAGAGGAAUGGGCCGAAAAUGGUGUGGGUUUGUGUUUGGGUGAGUUAUUUUGGUGAAAUUUGGGAGGAUUUUGGUUGGUUUGAGUGUUAGGUUUCUCAGAGAGUCCAAUAGGGGAGAGAGGGAAAAUGGGGAAAACUGAAACUGCCGUGGUUUUAAUCAAAUCUCGCGCCAAAGAGUCAACUCUUCUAAGUAAAACAGUCGACUCUAG
Molecule: messenger RNA, 970 nt
Organism: Rubroshorea leprosula
Lineage: Eukaryota; Viridiplantae; Streptophyta; Magnoliopsida; Malvales; Dipterocarpaceae
Source: the annotation of a GenBank genome assembly